Amoebophrya sp. A25 is the source of this 3117-nucleotide messenger RNA. NCBI's taxonomy places the organism in Eukaryota, Dinophyceae, Syndiniales, Amoebophryaceae. The record is from the annotation of a GenBank genome assembly.
CCGCUGUCCUUACAGGAGAACGCUUCAGGGCUUUUUUUGUCUGGUCCUCGUCCGGGCGACAGCACUGGGCUGUCGGUCGUUCGAAUUUUCCUGUGUCUAACCGUCAUCUACGUCCACACAGUGGAGGCUUUUGAGUGGGAGCACCACUCUGCAGAGCUGGCGCUGUUGCAACUAAGAUAUUGGCCUCUCUUCGUGUUAAUGCAUUGUGGCCAUCGAGUGAAUACGCUUUUCACGUGUCUGUCGACGUAUCUUGCCCUGCGUAGCAUACGGAACACCUUUCGACAAGAUGACGCGAGAUUUGCGGCACACUCCAUCAAGAAUGCUUCCCUAGUUGGGCUGACGCCGAGAAGCGAAACUGAAAAAAAAUCUAGCGAUAAGAAUGUCGUAGCACAGAACCAGGGGUGUUCCUCAUCUUCAAGAAGAAGGACGGAUGGCACAGAAAGCGCUGAACUAGUAAAAAAUGCUUCCCUAGAAGCAAAAAGCAAGCAAGAUGGGUUAGCUGCACUUUUUGCGGAUGAUCCUGUAGAUGGAGGGAAAUCUCCAAAAGGUCGCGACACAGAGAAAAAGUUUGCCGAUGCUGCAGCUCAGACGGGUAAUGGUGAAGAGAUUCGACUCCCAGCGCCAGGCGAAGACGUCGAUACAAUGUCAGGGAAUAGAACAAAUGGGCAUGUCUCGUCACUGAAGGAAAUAAAAAAUGGAAAUGCAGCUACUCGGUCCGAAUAUUUUGCAGGGAACGAGCCUGAUACGAGAACAUCUUCGAAGGAGGUAGCGUCUGCCGGCGGAGAUGAAGGUUGCUCCGCGGUAGCCUCAUCUUCACAAAGUCCUAGAACCCAAAAUACCAGUUUGUGCACGAAGUUUAGUGACCGCCUCCCUUUUUUUCUGCGGGACUUCAGUUUGUGCGUACGCAUGCUCAUCCGUCAGGCGUUGCAGAGAAUAGCGAGGCAGAGCCCUGUCAUGCUGUUUUGGAGCUGGGUAGUCAUGCAAGUAAUGAACAAAGAUGUUCCAUGGCGACCCAGCGAAACGAUGAAUGUGUGGUACGAUUACCGUGUGAAAGUGUGCAACAUGUCCCUGCGGUGGCUUUACUCGAGCUUCUAUCUCCACGCCUGGCUCACCGAGAACAUCCACGACGAGUCUGUCUGUCACAAUACCGCAAUAUUUGAGGCAGAGUUCCAAGUUGUUAUCUUGUUCGUUCUUUUCGUCUGCGCCUCCCACUAUAUCCGUCGACGCUUUCUUUCUUCGCCGUCCGAAACAACGACUUCUGACGAAGAACCAGAGACAGACCUUCAAUUCAAAUCUUCGUGCAAUUUUGCACGGUCUGUUUUAGUGACCGGCCUGCGUUUCGCAGAGCUUUCUAUAUUAGUCCAUAUCCAAAAGUACAUUAUUCACCACGCGUGGGAGCAUGCGACGUCUCGCGAUGACACCCGGCGAUGGGCCGAGAAUCAGUUGCUCGAGCGGUCUCCACGCACACUGCUGUAUCUUCUUUCUGUUGCCAUAGGAGUCUACAUUUUCGAGGAAGCGCUUCCUGAUCUGCUUGCGCACUCACCACUGAUGGCAGGCGCAAGAUGCUGGCAGAGGUGCAGAAGAAGGAAAUAUAUUUUAGAAGCUUCCGUAGCUGUAGCAAAGGACAAGGACAUCAACAUGAGCAUCAAAGAUGAGAAGAGCAAAACUGUUCCACAACAACCAGCACCUGUGUCACCAGCUCACUCAACAUGUACGAUUUCUAGACGUGCGAAGCCCACGUCUUUUCUAAAGCUUUUGAUCCCGGCUUGGUUCCGAUUGACCUUUUUCGUCGUGUUGCCUCUUUUGGUAGUCCUUUUUCUAGAUGCGAUGGUAGUGCUGCGAGGACGGUAUUUCAUCAUUGCAAACGAGCCCAGUGUGGUCGAGCGCAUGUUUGGCGUUCCGGUUUUUCACUUCCUGUGGGGCCACGCUGACAUUAUGCUCAAAUGGACAUCUGAAUAUCUGCAGUCAGAGCCAAUGCUGAUGGACUACCUGCUCGAUUUCCCGACGACCUUCGCCUUUUAUCACCUGUUGAAGCUAAUCCUUGAGGCGGAUAAUCACGACAGAGGUACUACAGCUUCUAGAAGAACCAACCCCCCAGGAGAACAGGAGCAGCUUCUUGGAUCUUCCGGGCCACGAUUAGAAGAGGACACAAGACGUGCAAUUUCAUCUUCAGCAAGUAAUAUUGUUUUCCGGCAGGCCACGCAUUUAGUUGCGCAACUGUGCUUCGGGAUGAACCUUUCCAAUAUUUUCGUUCUACAUUACCUAGUUAGUUACGGACUCCAAUUUCCGUUACGAAUUAACUACAUCCUCUUUCCGUCUAUUUACGGAUUUGUCGUUGGUUGUAGUGCGGUGGUAAAUAUUUUCGUCUAUCUUUUCAUCGAGAAGCCUUGCGCUAACAUGGCUGCACGACUCUUCCUCGUCCAUCUUUAGUUGUUAGUUCUCUUUUCUAGUACUACUAGAACCAUGUAUUAAUACAACACUAUCCAAUCUUCAUAAUAAGAAUAACCACGCUAUCGCAAAAACUGAAAAAGAUGAUUGAACACGUGCUCGUGAUUAUUUACCCGAGAUAUCCCGCUGUCGCGACACCCUCAGUUGGGAGACACGGAAACCACAGCGAACAACUACUGUAGAAGUGCAGUUUCAGCUUUCAGUUUCAUCUUGAUGAAGAAGAUUGUCGGUCCAGUACUUUUAUUAUUGAUCUCACUGUUGAUAAGCUAAUACCUACUUCUAAUCUCGUUGGACUGCUAUUUUACGACUUCUCACACACACACUCAUCUCACGCUCACUUUUCUUGUUGUUUCGGGAAGGAUGAUAUGCAUGUUUCAGGCUUCAUCUGCAGUUGCAGAGGCGCUGUUGCCGUCACUGAAUCCAAAACACAGUGAAUCUAUCUUAGCAACAUUUCUUCAUCAUGAUCUACCAGUUCUUCUUUUCCGACUCUCGGCCGAUGUCGCUCUCAUGAUUUUGGCGUGAAAGCCAAAGUCGCAACCUCAUGGACUAUCUUCAUCAGACUCGUUCGUUAUUAUGUAAGCAGCGCGCAAUGUUCUUCUGUUUCCGCUAUUGCGAGUGUAGCUGCUGUUCUUGGCUGUGCAUUAUUCAGGCGUAAAGACUCGAAAUUCA